AUGCGCGUACUGGAUUAUAAGGGUGUGAGGGAUGGCGCUGGCGUAUAUCUCUCAACGCUGUCCAGGCCUCUGCGGAGGUCAAGGAGGACAAAGACGCUCUGGGCCAUUGCAGGUAUCAUGGUGGUUCUUUUCCUGAUGUCCAGAAGCAGUCUGUAUCAGACCCUGGAUGCCGAUAUCCCUGAGCUAUAUCCUAGCCAGCCGGUGACCUCGCUUGCGGAGGAUGAGAUAUCGCCCGCCAUCAACUCCUCCCCUCCCAAAUUGAACGAAGAUGGCACAUUCGCUAGUGGCCUCACAAAACCAAACCAUUCCUUCCAUCUCAUCAUCCGCCGACCGAGCAAUGAGUCUGAUAUUUGCAGGACAAUAGCCACCGCCAUGAUUCUAAACUAUCCGCCGCCAACAGUGCUUUUCCUAGACGAGCUUAUCAAUGAAGAAGGGAAGCAAGAGCCAGGGAGAGCGGAUCCACUACUGGCUAUGCACAGGUAUCUCACAAAGAACACGAAUUUGAAAGAUGACGAUGUUAUCCUGGUUAUCGACGGCAAAGAUACCUGGUUCCAACUGCCGCCUGAAAUACUUCUCCAACGAUUCCACGACAUGCUGAAAGGGCAUAACAGGAAAAUAAAGUGGAGAUAUGGCUCUGUUCCGGAGAAGGCCACGAAAAAUGUGGAUCCUGGCACGCUGAAGUCAACACAGAAAUACUCACAGCGCAUUAUUUUUGCAGCUGAUAAAGUCUGUCGGCCGGAUCUUCCGCACGAUGCUUCCUGUGUUGCAGUGCCUUACUCCAACCUACCACCAGACAUCUACGGUCCCCUGACCGAUACUGGCAAAGACGUGGCACAAAACCGGCCCAGAUGGUUAAAUUCUGGUUCAUUUGUCGGGUUAGUGGGCGAUGUGAAACGUCUAUAUGAACAUGCAGCGGACCUUAAUUCCAAAAUCCCCAUCCCAGCCGACGAACAGCGUGUCCUAGCUCAAAUAUUCGGCGAGCAGGAAUACGCCCGAGAGCUAUAUAGACACCUCACGCGACCAAACUGGUACAUCUUCAUAGGCGAAUUAUUCGGAAUCCUCAAACGCGUAGACAUAUCACGGCUAUUCAUGCAGCUGGUCCCAGGACGCCGUUACGAAUUUGCCAUCGGCCUCGAUUACAAAUCCCAACUCUUCUUCACAAUGUCCCCUCAUUCCCAUCACAACCUGGAAUGGUUACAUUACAACAAUGUCUCGCAACUCUCCUCCGCACAGCUGAGACACGGCGUCCCUCGCGAGUCCCGCAUAAACAUACCAGCCGAUGUCUCCAGGUGCGGAAACCCUUUCACUCCACCACACCCGCUAACGACCCAAAUUCCAUCCCCUUACCAUUCUUCAGUCGAUAACCUUCCAAGCCCGCAAAAUGAAUCAUGGUACACCCUCUCCCUCGCCACAGACAUCCACUCCACCUCCGUUCCCGUUCUCCUCCACACAAACACCGAGGCCUCAGACCCCAACUCUCUCCACCUCUGGUGGCAGCACAUGUGGUACCACCCCUGGUUCCACGCGCUACUGCGCAAAUCCAUGUGUGCGUCGCGGGAACCCAUCGCGGCUCGUGCAGCUCUGCGCGGGGCCAACAUGGACGAGCGGGACACGCGUGACGGCAGAGGUGACGUGUGGACGGGUACUGGUGAGUGGUGUGAUUGGGCGAGUUUGUGUAAAGGGAAGGAAGGGUUAAGUUUUGUCAACGAUGGCUUUGGGAAAUGGGGAGAGGAUCUUGGAGGUGAUUAUCUCGCACCCGUUUAUGAUAAGUUUGGGUAG
Histoplasma capsulatum G186AR is the source of this 1779-nucleotide messenger RNA. RefSeq lists its product as uncharacterized. NCBI's taxonomy places the organism in Eukaryota, Fungi, Ascomycota, Eurotiomycetes, Onygenales, Ajellomycetaceae. The transcript is spliced from 2 exons. The record is from RefSeq and is a predicted model, not a curated record. Bases 1 to 1779 code for a protein of 592 amino acids.